CACGGCCGGGGUUGCUUUGCUGCCGCACUCCGCUGUUACCGCGCCCCGCUCCGCACCGCUCCGCACCGCCGCCAUGACCGUCACACGGCUCGACCAGGGCCAGCGCUACCGCCCGCGGAUGGCCUUCCUGAAAAAGAUUGAAACACUCAUGAUGGAGAUGCAGAACCCAGACACGGGAGUCAAGACACAGACGCAGACGGUGAUGAUCACCAACAUCCCCCACGCUGUGACAGGUAAUGAUAUAAUGCAGUGGAUUCUUCAGCGCUUGCAGAUCACUGCAGAAGAGGCAUUCCACCUGGGAGACCUGUUUGUCAAAUAUGGGUAUAUCUACCCUCUUCAGGAGCCAAAGAACCUCACCCUUAAGGCAGAUGGCAGCCUCUACAGGUUUCAAACCCCCUAUUUCUGGCCAGUGCAGAGCUGGGCUGCUGAUGACACAGACUAUGCAAUUUAUCUAGCAAAGAAGAACAUUAAAAGGAAAGGGAUUUUGGAAGAAUAUGAAAAGGAACAUUACAACAUGCUCAAUCAAAAAAUAAACUACAAGUGGGAUUUUGUUAUUAUGCAGGCCAAGGAGCAGUAUAAGGCAGGGAAGGAGCGGAAGAAGGAGGACAGGUACACCCUGGACUGCCAAGAGAGAGCCUACUGGCUUGUGAACAGAACUCCCCCGGGCAUGGUGGACGUCCUCGAGUAUGGAUUAGACCGUGUCACAGAUCCCAAUGAAAACAAGAAAAAUACUAUGGAAUUUUUUAGGAGAGAGAUCAUGUACUAUCAGCAGGCCAUCCUGAAGACCAGAGUGAAAUCUUCUGUCUCUCUUGGAGGGGUUGUGAAGUACUCUGAGCAGUUCCUCUCCAACGAUCCCAUCCUGUCUGGAUGUCUCCCCAGCAACCCCUGGAUAUCAGAUGACCCUGAGUUCUGGGAUCUCAAUGCAAAGCUGGUGGAAGUGCCCACCAGGAUGCGCGUGGAGCGAUGGGCCUUCAACUUCAGCGAGCUGAUCCGGGACCCCAAAGGCCGCCAGAACUUCCAACUCUUCCUGAAGAAGGAGUUCAGCGGAGAGAAUCUGGGUUUCUGGGAAGCCUGUGAGGAUCUCAAGUACGGAGACCAAUCCAAGGUCAAAGAAAAAGCAGAAGAAAUCUACAAGCUCUUCCUGGCUCCAGGAGCAAGGCGCUGGAUUAACAUCGAUGGCAAAACAAUGGGCAUCACAGUCAAGGGCCUGGAGCACCCUCAUCGUUAUGUUCUAGAUGCUGCUCAGACCCACAUUUACAUGCUGAUGAAAAAGGACUCCUAUGGCCGCUAUUUAAAGUCUCCAAUAUACAAGGAAAUGCUGGCCAAAGCUGUUGUGCCACAAGAGGGUGUCAAAAAAAGCACGGGUUUGUUCGGACGCCGCCACCUCCGCUCCAGCCCCAGCCCCAUCAUCCUGAGGCAGCAGGAGGAAGAGGCCAAAGCCAGAGAAGCCGCCAACACCGUGGAUAUCACGCAGGUCAUGAGCAAGCUGGAUCGCAGGAACCAGCUGCAGAAGGAAGCUCCUCCCAAGUAGGCUCUGAGCCCCGCAGGGAAAAGACAAGGCGAGGCUGGUGUUGAGCUUCGUCUCCCCUUCCUGAAGGUGUCAGUGCUGCUUUAGGUUUCCCAGGCCGGCUCUGCCCUCAGCCAGCUUCCCGCGCGUUGCCAUGGCUUCUGGAGAGCAGAUGUCACUUCCCAGCACGCCAGGCAGGGAGUGCUGGCACAGUGCUGCUGUGCCAGGCUCGGGGUGCAGCACCCGGCCCCCUCCCCGCACACCUGGGAGGGGAGAUGCCUUCUGCUCCCCGACAUCCCCCGGGAGGCUGCAGAGCCCGGCUGCCUCUCCCUGCAUCCCGCUCCUCCGGGAGGAGGUGUCACAAGGCAGGGGAAAGCUUUGCCCCAGAGCUUCGGGUUCAGACAAGCCUUCCUUGGAGCAGAGGGGGCUGACCCCGCGAGCAGCAGGGCGAGGUGACUCAGCUCAGAGUGUCCCUGCUGGCCUCCAUCCCCUCGGGGGCUGGGCACCCUCCCAAGGGGUGCAUCUGGCAGCCCCUGGGAGGAGCACACCCCCCCACCCUGCACCUCCAGCCAGCACAGCGGGGCCACGGGCACAAGAGCUGCGUGUGGGAACAGUAGCACGAGCACUUCUGAAGGUUACCUGACCUUCUGAAUUUGCCCCUGGCAAGCUGGAGAUGAUCAGCAGGAAGCUCUGCUCCGCUCUCCCCGUGACUCCUGUGCCCUGAGCUGGGUGUGCAGGUGCAGAGCUGCCCCUUGCCAGAGCCCGCACAAGGCCAAGAGAGAUUUUAUCAAAUCCUUCCCACCUCUUGUCUUGUCUUUUUCCUGCUCAUCUAUUUUCUGUUGUUAAAAACCUAACAGGAGGUAGCUGCAGUUGUCGCUGGCUUGUAGCCCAGAGGCAAGGGAGAACAGGGUAGAGGUGUUAAGAGCUGAUUUCAACUUUAAGUAGUAUUUUCUUUUUCAUUUUCUCUGUCUCUUUUGCUCCGUAGAAUGAGGCAAGCUAAAAUACUACAUUAGUGCUAAAGAGCUCAGGGAGAUUCCAGGCCUUGCUGGGAAAGCCCAGCAUGCCUGGACCAGGCCAGUGAUUACCAGAAGUGUGAAGAUUCCUGCAAAUCCCAGUAAAAGGAACUGAAGGGGCAGAAAAGCUUCCUUGCUUGUUUAAAUUUAA
Molecule: messenger RNA, 2671 nt
Organism: Corvus hawaiiensis (hawaiian crow)
Lineage: Eukaryota; Metazoa; Chordata; Aves; Passeriformes; Corvidae
Gene: RGS9
Product: regulator of G protein signaling 9
Exons: 17
Coding region: 74-1531 (485 amino acids)
Biological process (GO): regulation of G protein-coupled receptor signaling pathway; G protein-coupled receptor signaling pathway; intracellular signal transduction
Source: RefSeq, a predicted model, not a curated record